Molecule: messenger RNA, 729 nt
Organism: Saprolegnia parasitica CBS 223.65
Lineage: Eukaryota; Oomycota; Saprolegniomycetes; Saprolegniales; Saprolegniaceae
Exons: 2
Coding region: 1-729 (242 amino acids)
Source: RefSeq, a predicted model, not a curated record
AUGUUUCGCCUCGUCACCGCUCUUGCCGCUAUCGCGUCAGUCGCGCUCUCUGCCGCCGAGAAGACGGCGCUCCUCAUCAUCGACGUCCAGUACGACUUUGCCUCGCCGAAUGGCUCGCUACCGGUGACGAACGGCGAAGCCGUCAUCCCCGUCAUCAACCACCUCCGCGCCAAGGGCAAGUGGGAUAUGAUCGUCACGACGCAGGACUGGCACCCCAAGGAACACAUUUCGUUCUACUCGCGCUGGAAGAGCGAUCCGAGCGCUCAUAUGUACCAGCCGUACAAGCUGCCCGCAUCGACAAAGUGGCCCGCGGACUCGAUCCAGGUGCUCUGGCCCGACCACUGCGUGCAGGAGAGCGACGGCGCCAAGUUCCACAAAGACCUUGUCGUGGAUGCCACGCAAGACGUUGUCAUCAAGAAGGGGUCCAACCCCGACCUCGACUCGUACUCGGCGCUGCUCGAAAACGACCACAAGACCGAGACGGCUUUGCCCAAGAUGCUCAAGGACGCCGGCAUCACGAAGCUCGUCGUAGUCGGGCUCGCGGAAGACUACUGCGUCGGCUCGACGGCCUUCGACGCCAAGACUGUGUACAAGUUCGACGUGACAGUCAUCUCGGACGCGACCGCCCCCGUCGCCGCCGCCACCCAGGAGACGAUGUAUGCCAAGCUCAAGGCCGCCGGUGUCGUCUACAAGACGUCGGCCGAGUACUUGAACCACCCUGCGUGCUAA